AAAUUGAGGUCACCCUUUCAAAGUUGGUGGGUAACAUAUAAGGUUUAACAAAAUUUCAAAUAUUAUUAUUAACUGCUACUGAUUAUACGGAAGAGUUCAAUGCACGGAGCAAAUAAUGCAACUACUUCUUUAUCUCAAGCUACUCAACCACAAUUAUGGUCUCCUAUCAAUCCAACAACUCAUCAAAAAACAAUAACUCCUACACAACCUGUCUAUAAUACUGCUGAUAUUUUACCUUCCACUAUCAUCCAAUCAUCACAAUCAUUAGCAUGUUACUCAUCACAAUCUACUAGUACUCAAUCUAAUCAGCCAAGUCAUAUAACUACAGAACUACCAGUGGAUGGACCUCUUCUAUCUGAUUGUUAUGCUGCUCUAUUAGGCUUGGCUGAAACAUUUCGAACAAUGAGUCCUCCUAAUAUGCGACUUGCUGUACAUUGUCUUAAAGCUAUACUACAAUUUAAACUUUCUGUCAAUUUAGAAGCACGUACACAUUUACAACUUGGACGUUUAUUAUUUCAUUAUAGUAAAAGUGAUGAACAAACAAAAUAUCAUUUGGAAAAAGCGCGUACUUUAGGUGCACAUUUAAAAGCAAAUGAUGAUUCUAUUAAAUUUGAAGCAGCUACAUUAUUAGCGGAAUUUUUUGAAAGAAAGGGUAAACGUUAUGAAGCAACGUGUAUUUUAAAUGAUGCUAUUCGUUUAUCAAAUAACAGUCCAUAUUGGCAUUGUCGAAUUUUAUUGGAAUUAGCACAAGCGCAUAUUGCUGAACGUGAUGUGAAUUCAGCUUGUGAAAUUUUAGCAAUGGGUUCAGAAUAUGCACGUUUACAUAAUUCCGAUUAUACUAAUGGGUUAUUUCUAUUAAGUAAAUGCAUGUUAUUGUUAGCAAGUAGACAACUCCCGGAAGUUACAGUUACAUUAACCAAUGUGAAUCGAUUAAUUGAACAAUUCAAAGGAACUAUGUAUCAUCGUGAAGCUUUACGUGUAUUUUAUCUUGUUCUUCAUGUAUCAUUUUAUUUAAUUUCUGGUCAAGCAAAAUCUGCUCAUCCAAUUCUAAGACAAUUACAUCAAAGUAUUCAACAAUUUGCUGCAAUGGAUGAAGCGGAUACAACAUCAACCAAUGAAAUUGAACGAUUUCAUUGGAUGCCACGUGAACAUAUGGUUAUAUUAGUCUAUCUUGUUACAGUAAUGCAAUCAAUGCAAGCUGGUAUGUUAGAUAGAGCUAAACGUUCAGCUGAAAAAGCAUUAAUACAAAUUGAAAAGCUAUCUGUAUUCGAUACAAGUCCAUUAUUGACUGUAUUUCAUUUAAGUUUAUUAGAACACACUGCUAUGGGUCGUUUAGUAAUGGGUGUACAAACAGCUGCAGCACAAGAUAUUGGUCAAGUUUAUCGUAUAUGUCAAGCUAAUCCAGCGCUGAUGUAUAAACGUUUACCACAAUUGCAUACAUUAAUUGGUUUAUAUGCUAUGUCAAUGAAUUGUAUGAAUCAAGCAGAAAAUCAAUUUAAAUAUGCUUUAAGACUUAUUGCUGGACCUCAACAAUCCACAGUCGGUGCUUGUCGAACAACCAAUGCAAAUAAUGAUAAGAAUUUCUUGAAUACAACCAAUCAUAAUGCUACAAGAGCAUCAUGUCAACCGGAUGGACCACGUGAUUCGUUGUCUGUAUUAAUUUGUCUUAAUUUAGCUUUAGUUCAUAUACGUAAAGGCAAUACCAUUGAAUGUGAGGCAUUAUUAAAUGAAGUAUUCUCAUAUGGUAUUCAUGUACUUGAAGGUUGUUAUUGUCUACGUGCAGCUGCAGAUUAUGUACGUGCAUUUCAAGCAUUCUAUGAAAAUCGUCUAUUAGAUGCAAAAUCUUAUUUACGUGAAACUGUACGACUGGGCAAUGAAGAAGAAUUGCAUCGUUUAUCUGCUUCAGCAUUUAUUACAAUGGGACAAAUACAUUUGAAUGAACAAAAUACUACGGAAGGUCAUAAAAUGAUUAGUGCAGCUAUUCAUAUAGCUAAUCGUUUACCUGAUAUCGGUAUACAAUUAUGGGCAACUGCUUUACUUAAAAGUGUUGCUAAUCUACAUGGUGAUACACAAGAAGAAACACGUUGGUUUACAGAACAUGAUCGUUUUUCAAAAAUUGUAAUACAUGAACAUAUGCGUGCUAUUUCUGCACCGGAACAUUCACUUAUUGAAUGGUUAGAUGGACCAAUGCCUGAACUUCAACCACCGCAUACAGUUGCAUCAACUUCAGAUACAAAUAAUUUUUAAAUUGGGAGAAAAAAACAAUUUUUAUCGUUAGAAAAUAUAGUUGAACGACGAUUGAUCUCUCUCUGUCUCUCUCUCUGUCUCCCUUGUAAAAACACGCUUAUCAUCAUCAUCAUCAUCAUAAUUGUAUGCUUCUAUCUUUCCUUGUUGUUAUUGCUGUUGUCUAUUCGUCCAUUUCAACUUUGACUUUUGCAAAUUACAUCGAAUUGUACUGUCUAUCUAUGCGUUGUUGGCUUUACUGUUCAUCUUCGCACACACCGCACACACACACAAUCGACCUUUCAAUUAGGUCUCCCUGCUGUUCUAUUUUUGUCUCUCAAUACAGUGUAACUUGUUUUUACUAUUAUUAUUUAGUAUCAGUGACAAUGGCAAUGAUAGUAGUACUACUACUACUACUAAUAGUAAUAAUAGUAGUAUCGGUAGUGGUGUUUAGAACUUUUUUGUUCCAUUGUACAAAGACAAUGUGUGUGUGUCUGUGCGUGUGCGUGUGUGUGUCUGUGUCACUGUUUUACUACGAACUGCUCAACUGGUUUCAUCUUUUCACCUGUGUACCUUCUCUAACAAACGACAACAGCGACCCCCCCCACAUCAUCGUGUCCAUCAGUGACAGCAUCGGCGACAGUUGUGUGUGUUGUUGAAGCCAUACAUUGAUGAGCUGUGCUGUUGACUGAUUAUUUUUUUCGUUUGUCUCAUUUCCGUUUGUUUUUCUCUUCAAUUUGCUUUAAUUUUUCUGGUUUUGUGUUUGCCUGUUUGUUGCUCAAUGUGUGUGUGUGUGUUGCAUAUACUUUUUUUCUAUUAUCGUUCUCAUUAUUAAUAGUGAUAAUCAUGAGGUUAAUUUUUUAUUUAUUCCCCUUUUAUUAUUUACCAAUUUAUUUUUCUUUUUUUCUAAAUUGAAAAAAAAAAUUACACAAAUUAAAAGUAAUCAAUUGUU
Molecule: messenger RNA, 3175 nt
Organism: Schistosoma turkestanicum
Lineage: Eukaryota; Metazoa; Platyhelminthes; Trematoda; Strigeidida; Schistosomatidae
Source: the annotation of a GenBank genome assembly